GUCGUUGCCAUUGCCGCGAGCUUUGCUCUGGCCCUCCCCGCCCAGGUCGAAGACCGCCAGGUCUAUACACCUUGUAGCGGUCUUUAUGGUAGCGCUCAGUGCUGCGCCACCGAUGUCCUUGGAGUUGCAGACCUUGACUGCGGUCUACCCCCCGCUGUCCCGACCAGCGCCGACAACUUCAGCGCCGUAUGCUCUGCCAUUGGCCAGCGUGCCCGUUGCUGUGUUCUGCCUAUCCUUGAUCAAGGUAUUCUCUGCAACACGCCGACCGGAGUU
This is a messenger RNA of Lasiosphaeria miniovina, 273 nucleotides long. Its product is annotated as Cerato-ulmin hydrophobin family. NCBI's taxonomy places the organism in Eukaryota, Fungi, Ascomycota, Sordariomycetes, Sordariales, Lasiosphaeriaceae. The transcript is spliced from 3 exons. The record is from RefSeq and is a predicted model, not a curated record. The annotation marks the transcript as partial. Gene Ontology annotation, cellular component: extracellular region.